CACUCUUCUUUUCUCCUAAUUCUAAUGUAACUACUACACCUAUUCCUAUUCUCCUCCUUAUAAUACACAUUAACAAAAAAAACCCUAUUUUUAAUUCUUUGAAUAGUUCUUCCCUUUCUCUCUCCUAACUCCUCUAAUUUAACCCCACGACUCUUUCUUGUUCAAGAUUUCAUCUUUGAGUAUACAUGGAUAUGUCAAAUUCUGAUGAGAUAAAUUCAUGUGAAAACCAACAACUACCCACUUUUAAAGAUCCAAAAGGGUGUCUAGAUAUUACAACAAAUCAUCAAAAAGAUGAUGAUACCAAGAAAAUUGUAAUAUUGAACCAAGAUCCAAAAGGGUGUCAAGAUAUUACAAUGGGUCAUCAAAAAGAUGAUCCAAAAGGGUGUCAAGAUAUUACAAUAGGCAUCAAGAAAAUUGUAAUAUUGAACCAAGAUUCAAAAAGGUGUCAAGAUAUUACAAUAAUGGAUCAUCAAAAAUAUGAUCAUGACACCAACAAAAUAGAAAUAUUGCAACAAGAUCAUCCAAAAGGGUGUCAAGAUAUUACAAUGGAUCAUCAAAAAGAUAAUGACACCAACAACAUAGUAAUAUCACACCAAGCACUACAACCAGAAGAUGAUGAUGAUGGAUUUAGGACACCAACUUCUUUGGAAUCGAAAAUUCCAAUUUUGACAACAUGUCCACCAGCACCAAAACACAAGUAUAGUGGCAUUAAACGAAAAGCUUCAUCACCAAGAAGAGGGAAAAGAAAUAUAAGAGUAUGGAUCGAUUAUCGCCGCCGCGAUACCGGUAGAUUUUGACCGGAAAAUCAAGAAACCAACAACACCAUACCAAGAAUUUGAGGAGGUGAGAAUUAUUACAUAUAGCUUUUUGUACAAAAUUAAUCUUUAGUUAGCUAUUUUUAUUUUAAUAUGUCGUUUCUUAGACCAUAUACUAGUCAAUAUGGUAUAAUCUUUAAUUUUUUGGAUAGAGAAGAAAUUAAACGUAUUCUUUCAUUUUAUA
This is a messenger RNA of Solanum dulcamara, 999 nucleotides long. RefSeq lists its product as uncharacterized. Gene Ontology annotation, biological process: regulation of DNA endoreduplication. The transcript has a single exon. Lineage: Eukaryota; Viridiplantae; Streptophyta; Magnoliopsida; Solanales; Solanaceae. Bases 186 to 797 code for a protein of 203 amino acids. The record is from RefSeq and is a predicted model, not a curated record.